UUAUUAACAAACAAGGAUUUGGAUGGAAGAUUAAAAGGGUGUGAAAGUUGAAAUCAGCAGAGCUGCUGCCCAACAUAGUAAGACAAUGGAGAAUGUAUUAGACCCUUCCAAAGAUGACCUGCCUCUCAUGGCCAACACUAACCACAUACUUGUAAAGCACUAUGUGUUGGAUUUGGAUGUGGAUUUUGAAAGCCAUGUCAUUGAAGGUGCCAUCAUCAUCUUCCUUGAGCCUGGAAGUGGAUGCAAGAAACUGAGUGGUGCUGAUGGAGGAGCUGGCCAGUUGGAGUCAAAUCAGUCCAACAAAGUUGAGACGUCUCAGCCUUACCACAUUCCAGGUGGAUUUUCAUCCGAAAUGGGAUCUCAAGAUUUUGCUGACUGUGAUAAAAGUGAAAAGAACGCUUCUGAUAGAAAUGGUAACCAUAGCAACAGAGAACAAACUUACGGGAUUUCUAGUUCAAAGAACUUCUGUGACCCAGGGAAUCUUGGAAGUGAGGAUUUUUUGCUUAUACUGGACUGCUGUGAUUUAACUGUGUUAAAGGUCGAGGAGGUAGAUGUUGCUGCUGUGCCAGGUAUUGAAAGAUUUACAAAGUCUACCAAGCAAGCUGAUGUUUCUAAGGAGCUUAAAAAUCAGAUUGUGCAUGAACUUGUAACUCUCCCUGCAGAUCAUUGGAGGGAACAGUUAUAUUAUUAUGCUUGUUGCAGCCAAGCUCCUGGCUGUGGAGAACUUCUGUUCACCUCUAGCACCUGGAGCUUAGAAAUCAGGAAAAUGGGGGUUACGACAGCCACUGACUUUCCUCACAUCCUAAGAAUAUGGUACAAAACAAAGCCUGAGGGGAGAUCUGUUACAUGGACCACAGACCAGAGUGGCAGGCCAUGUGUUUAUACUAUGGGAUCCCCAAUAAACAACAGAGCCCUUUUUCCAUGCCAGGAGCCACCAGUUGCCAUGUCAACAUGGCAGGCUACAGUCCGAGCAGCUGCAUCUUUUGUUGUUUUAAUGAGUGGGGAAAAUUCUGCCAAGCCAACACAGCUUCAGGAAGGGUAUUUGAGCUGGAAUUAUUAUGUGACCAUGCCAAUGCCAGCAUCUACCUUCACAAUUGCAGUUGGAUCCUGGAAAGAAGCGAAGCUGGAGCCCUGUUCACUGAAUGAACCAUCAACUGUGACAUCUUUUUCAUCUUCUGAGGCAGACUCUAGGUGUCCCAGUUGGGCGUGUGGCCACAUGGAAUACCCCUGCCACUUCCAGAAUCCUGGUGUUGCUUCUCAAGCAAUUAUUCCUUAUCGGGUAUUUGCACCAGAAUGUCUCCAACACUUCUGUGAAGAGAUCCUGCUUCAGCUUAUUCCUCGAUGCCUCUCAGCAGCACAUGCAACCCUGGGAACUCACCCUUUCUCUAGGCUUGAUGUGCUAAUUGUCCCUGCCAAUUUUGCAAGUCUGGGGAUGGCCAGCCCACACAUCAUCUUCCUGUCUCAGAGUGUCUUACCUGGAGGGAGCCAUCUCUGUGGAACACGCCUUUGCCAUGAAAUUGCUCAUGCCUGGUUUGGUUUAGCAAUUGGGGCUCGAGAUUGGACUGAAGAAUGGUUAAGUGAAGGGUUUGCCACUCAUUUGGAAGACGUAUUUUGGACUGAAGCCCAAAAGCUAUCAUAUGAUGAAGCUAAGGAGCAGCAAGAGUUGAAGGCUUUGCUCAGAUGGCGCAGACUUCGAGAUGAAGUACAGAACUCCUCAGAAGAGAUGCAAGUGUUAAGGCCCAAUAGAGAUGAAACGGGACAAGUGAGUGAAUCAGGAGCUUCAAUUGUCAAAUAUGGACUUAAUCCAGAAAAGAUCUUCAUGCAAGUCCAUUAUUUGAAGGGCUAUUUUCUUCUGCGGUUUCUAGCCAGUAGGCUUGGAGAAGAAACAUUUUUCUCAUUUUUAAGAAAAUUUGUACACAAAUUCCAUGGGCAAUUGAUUCUUUCUCAGGAUUUUCUUCAUAUGCUACUAGAGGAUGUCUCAGAAGAAAAACGGCUUGGCUUGUCUGUAGAAGAUAUUUUUCAAACCUGGCUCGAUACUUCUGGAAUACCAAAGCCAUUGCAAGGAGAAACUCAGACUUGGGCGGAGAGUCGGCUUGUUCAGCAAGUAAAUGAUGAGGUCACAAAAUGGAUCCGAGUUAAUCUGAGAGCCAGGAAACGAAGAAGGAGGGAGAAUGAAGAAGUUUUUGAAAAGCUUCUUCCAGACCAGCUGGUCUUACUUCUGGAGUCUCUGCUAGAGGAGAAGACAUUGUGUCCCAGAAUUCUGCAGAGUCUAGAGAAAACGUAUCACCUCCGGGAGCAGGAUGCAGAGGUUCGACAUCGUUGGUGUGAACUUGUUAUUAAACACAAAUACACUAAAGCAUAUGAAGAUGUUGAAAGAUUUCUUCUGGAGGAUCAGGCUAUGGGUGUGUAUCUCUAUGGUGAAUUGAUGGUGAGUGAGAAUGCAAAGCAACAACAACUCGCUCACAAGUGCUUUGAGAUGACCAAGGAAGACAUGGACAGAUCAUCAGCCAAGGUGGUAGCAGAAAUGUUAUUUUAAAGAGGAAAGAUCACAGAGAGAUUCUUUUAAUAUAUCUACUCCUAAACUCUGGUGGUACUAGGAUUUCAUUGACCCUGGACAUCAAAGGAAGGAUUAUAUGACUGCUAAAACAAUCAGCUGACAAGAAACAUUUAUUUCUUUUUUGCUUAUCUCUUCCAUAGGCUUCUUUCAACUGAACAUAUAGGAAAAGAAACUCCACACACAAGUUUACAUAUAUGCUCCCACACAGGAUCUCAUUGUGAGAGCUCCAGCUUAUUCCACACAACAUGUCCAGAAUUUUUUAUGUGCGAUUCAGAUCUGCCAUGACAAUCUCUAUGCAGACAUGCAAGCAUCUGGUAAAACCUGCUGAAAAGAGCUGGUUCCUUCAACAUGUGGGACUGAAUAGAUAGAAUUCAAAAUUUCCAGAAAGAAAGCACAUGGUUUCUAUCUAGGGGGGCCAGCCAGUGGCCAGAUGUAUUUGGCGCUGUUCUUCUAAGCCAUUUCAGCCAAUCAUGUCCAAUUUGUUUUCUGUGGAUAUCCAUGUUUGGAAUUUUGUUCUGAAUUUUUCCAGGAAUUUUUAAAAGGGCUACUCAGAGAUACAGAAUAAGUUUAAUGUUCUCCAAAUAAAAUACAACUUACAAAAAACUAAAAAUGUUUCACUCUUAAGAGGUUUCUUUACAAACAUUUAAUUACCUGAAUUUUAGGAAAUUUUUGAUGUUCUUAGAGAACUUUCAAAUGAAAAAAACUUAGUGGAUUAUUUAAUAUAACUUAUAUUGAAAAGGAAACAGUUUCUUCUAAUUUGAUAAGGACUCCAAUCGGGUAACAGCACACGUGGAUUUAUUUCUUCAUUUCUGUGGGAAGAGAUAAAGACAUGAUUUUAGACCUUAAUGCAGAAGGAUCACUUUCCUUCUCUUGCCUAAGGAGAGAUAAGCCGACCACACUUGACUUGGGACUGUUGGACAGACUAUUGGUGCUUUGAAUAUGCCACGGGAUCUCAGGAAUCACCAGCUUGUGAUGACUACAUCAGAAUCCAGCUCUCUCUUGAGCCCCAGAGCAGGAAUGGAAAGCUGAACCUUCAAAGGAAAAAAAGUUUUUGUUUUAAGAGGCUAGGAUUUGCCAGGGGCCCUUUACUUUCAGUCUUAUUAUCCAGUUAUAUAUAAAUAUACUUUAUAUUUUAGAAGCCCUUUGUGGGUGAAGUAUCAGGUCUCAACUAAUUUGUCCCUAAUACUCAAAAGAAGAUUUUCCUCCAAAGAUUUGCCUUGUUGAGUUUAUAAAUAACUACCUGUGUUUACCAUAUUCAAAUCUCUUUAAUAAUCUUAUGUAUCACAAUGGUAGGGAAAAUGGGAAAUUUUGGUAUAUUGUUGGUUUAUUUUUUUUUUAAAUAAAACAAACCUAUUUUUCUAAGA
This is a messenger RNA of Antechinus flavipes (yellow-footed antechinus), 3921 nucleotides long. RefSeq names its product aminopeptidase O (putative) (gene AOPEP). NCBI's taxonomy places the organism in Eukaryota, Metazoa, Chordata, Mammalia, Dasyuromorphia, Dasyuridae. The transcript has 16 exons. Bases 86 to 2536 code for a protein of 816 amino acids. Gene Ontology annotation, molecular function: metalloaminopeptidase activity; zinc ion binding. The record is from RefSeq and is a predicted model, not a curated record. Gene Ontology annotation, cellular component: nucleolus.